Molecule: messenger RNA, 1625 nt
Organism: Anopheles arabiensis
Lineage: Eukaryota; Metazoa; Arthropoda; Insecta; Diptera; Culicidae
Gene: Jhbp1
Exons: 5
Coding region: 412-1155 (247 amino acids)
Source: RefSeq, a predicted model, not a curated record
CGCACCGCAAAACCCAACAGACGUUGUAGCGAACUCGACGAUCGCGGACGUCCGUUGUGGUGGUUUGCCUCAGGUUUGCGCACUACUGUCUUCUUCCAGUUCCACGAUCCCCAUAUACCGGUGGUUGUACCGUGCGGUGUAUCCAGCCUCCAGUGCAUCCCAAAGGGGGAAACGAGAGUAACGCUGUGGUGGAAGUGGUUAAAAUAGGAAGUGUCAACACCCGUAAUUCGAUUGAAUUCCCAACGUCCGGCGUACGUGCACAAGUGGACGCGUGUUAGAACCCUCUCCCCCUCCGUUUUGCAGUGUCCAAGUGUGUGCGUGCGUAGUACCUUGUGUGUGAGUGCGUUCCGUGUUUGAGUUUGUGAUUGUCAUAUCAUACGCGAAGCCCUUAAUCCCUUCAUCAACGACACGAUGCUGAAGUUUGUGACCAUUUGCUGCCUGCUGGGCUGGGCCGGCUGGGCCGCUGGGCAGGAAAUUCCGCCGUACAUCAAACAGUGUCGCCGUUCCGAUCCCGGCCUGACCGACUGCCUGAAGGAAGCGCUGCAGCAUCUGCGCCCCUAUCUGUCCAGCGGCAUCCCCGAGAUAAAGCUACCCUCGGUCGAGCCGUUCGUGAUGGAUCAGCUGUCGCUGCAGCUCACCGGUGGACCUCAAGGAUAUCGGAUCAACCUGAAAAACAUGGAAGUGUUUGGCGCUAGCAAUUUUACCGUCCGGUCGAUCAAAUUGGCUGACGGCAGCAAACCAUUCGAGACCCGGCUGACCAUUCCCCGGCUAACGAUUCACGCCAAGUACACCAGCAGCGGUGUGCUGAUCAUCAUCCCCGCCAGCGGAUCCGGUGACUUCGAUGCCGUGUUCGAUGGUGUCACCGCCGACGUUAAGGGACUCGUAUCAACGAACGAGAAACCGACCGGCAUGCAUCUGCGCGUCGAAAAGCUCGAUCUGAACCUGUCGAUCAAGAAGCCGCGCCUCAGCGUUUCGAAGAUCUUCAACAACAAUCGCAUUCUGACCGAAGCGACGAACCUGUUCCUGAAGGAAAAUGGCCACGAGGUCCUGCGUGCCCUGCAGCCGCAGCUGCAGAAGAAGCUGUCGUCCGAAUUCACCGGCAUCGCUAACCAGCUGCUGGACAACGUUCCCAUUCACUUCUUCAUCGUAGACUAAUGCGCAACGGGCGUAAGGCGCGCGCGCAAACUUUUGUUUCGGGACGGGCACUAUGUGAUACUGUUUGUUAUAGAAUUAAGCUCCCAGACCAGACCAGAACCGUGCGACCGUUGUUCGUGUCGUGCUUAAGCUUGUUAGCAUUUUCAUUGCUUUUGCACAAUAUCGUUGUGUAACAAGAAAGUAGGACGCAUUGCUGCGUUGUUGUUUAGAGAGACAAGCAAACGUUCAGUGUGAUGCAUUCUACGGUUAUCGGGUGGUUAAACUUUGAUGGUUAAGGAAACAUCCCUUGCAGUACAAACGACAAAAAACAACAACAGCAAACAUAAUCAAUUAGAGAAGCUUCAUGAGAAAUUUCAGCUCCAAAGGCGAGCCUAAAGCGCACUCGCUACAAAACAAGUUUAUAAUGUUGUGUACGUGGAAAACUCUUCUUAUGCUUGAUGUAAUAAACAAACAAAACUAAACUACUAAAA